UCAGAAUUUUGCUGCUGUCGACGAGCGACGGUGUUUUAGACAGUUUACCUUCACGAAAUCUGUUGCUUAAACGCUUUUCAAAAUGAGAGAGAUUGUUCAUCUUCAGGCUGGUCAGUGUGGGAAUCAAAUUGGUGCAAAAUUUUGGGAGGUGAUCAGUGAUGAGCACGGAAUCGACCCAACCGGCACCUACCACGGUGACAGCGACCUGCAGCUGGAGCGGAUUAACGUGUAUUACAACGAAGCCACUGGUGGAAAGUAUGUCCCUCGGGCUGUACUUGUGGACUUGGAGCCAGGGACCAUGGACUCCGUUAGAUCUGGUCCUUUUGGUCAAGUUUUCAGACCAGACAACUUCGUCUUUGGUCAGAGUGGGGCUGGAAACAACUGGGCCAAGGGCCAUUAUACUGAAGGUGCUGAGCUGGUAGACUCCGUGCUGGAUGUUGUACGUAAGGAGGCUGAAAGCUGUGACUGCCUACAGGGCUUUCAGCUCACUCACUCCUUGGGUGGCGGCACCGGAUCAGGCAUGGGCACGCUGCUCAUCAGUAAGAUCCGUGAGGAGUAUCCUGACCGCAUCAUGAACACUUUCAGUGUUGUGCCAUCUCCUAAAGUCUCAGACACUGUGGUGGAGCCCUACAAUGCCACUUUGUCUGUACACCAACUGGUGGAGAACACUGAUGAGACAUAUUGCAUUGACAACGAAGCCCUUUAUGACAUUUGUUUCCGUACUUUAAAGCUCACAACUCCUACUUAUGGGGAUCUCAACCAUCUUGUGUCUGCCACCAUGAGUGGUGUGACCACCUGCCUCCGUUUUCCUGGACAGCUCAAUGCUGACCUGCGAAAACUGGCUGUCAAUAUGGUGCCCUUCCCUCGUUUGCACUUCUUCAUGCCUGGUUUUGCCCCACUCACCAGCAGAGGGAGCCAGCAGUACCGUGCACUCACUGUGCCCGAAUUAACACAGCAGAUGUUUGAUGCCAAGAAUAUGAUGGCAGCGUGUGACCCACGCCAUGGCCGCUAUCUGACUGUGGCUGCUAUCUUCCGGGGCCGCAUGUCCAUGAAAGAGGUCGAUGAACAGAUGCUCAAUGUGCAGAACAAAAACAGCAGCUAUUUUGUAGAGUGGAUCCCAAACAAUGUCAAAACUGCUGUAUGCGACAUCCCACCAAGGGGGCUUAAAAUGGCUGCCACUUUUAUUGGUAACAGCACGGCCAUCCAGGAGCUGUUCAAACGCAUCUCUGAGCAGUUCACAGCUAUGUUUAGAAGAAAGGCCUUCCUGCAUUGGUACACAGGAGAAGGAAUGGAUGAGAUGGAGUUCACAGAGGCAGAAAGCAACAUGAAUGACCUGGUGUCUGAGUACCAGCAGUACCAGGAUGCCACAGCUGAAGAAGAGGGUGAGUUUGAGGAAGAGGCAGAAGAGGAGUUGGCAUAAAGAUCUGUUAAUCUUUUACAUAUUCUUAUUUUCACAAUUUCUAUGUAAAAAAUUAACAGUUAACAAUUGAGCCUUUGUACUUUCCAUCUUUCUAAUAAAUUUAUACCUUUGGCAA
Molecule: messenger RNA, 1535 nt
Organism: Tachysurus vachellii
Lineage: Eukaryota; Metazoa; Chordata; Actinopteri; Siluriformes; Bagridae
Product: tubulin beta-4B chain
Exons: 4
Coding region: 83-1420 (445 amino acids)
Biological process (GO): microtubule cytoskeleton organization; mitotic cell cycle
Cellular component (GO): microtubule; cytoplasm
Molecular function (GO): GTPase activity; GTP binding; structural constituent of cytoskeleton
Source: RefSeq, a predicted model, not a curated record